AUUUCCCAUGAAAAAUAAGAAUACAUAAAUCGUUAAAAAAUAACGAAUUUCAUUUACUCGUAAAAUUACAUACAUACAACUACAGUAUUCCCAUUAAAGAUUCGGUCAAUUAUUCAGGUCAAUCAAUUUGCAAAAAAUUAUGUGUUUAAAAUUUCAAAUAAUUCUGUCUAUUGGACUAAUACUGUCCACAUCAGCAGAAAUAAAUCAUGAUCAAGUUAUCAAUUAUUUAUCAUCUACAAAUUUACCACAAGCUCAAAAUGCAUUUCAUAAUUGCAUUGCUAAUUUAAAUAUAAAAAGUCUUGAAAAAAUGGACUAUAACAGAAUCAAUCAAUUUUUAAAACGAAUGAGUGAUGAAAUCAUUUCCUGUAAUAUUUAUCCAGAAAAAAUGAGUGAAAAAAUAAUAGAAUUUCUAAAAUUAGAUAUCUCUAAUAUUGAAAAAAAAUUUGAAGAGUGUUGUACUAUUUUUCACUCAAGUUUGUUUGCUGUAGAAAAACCCAAAUUUGAUAUAAAAGACGAUUUGAAAACAUAUAAAAACCUAUUGGAAUCGCGUUUUUAUCAAGCUAAUAAAAUUCUAGAUCGUUGCCUUAGCAAAUAUGGCACUGGAAGAAACAAUGAUGGACAUAAUAAAUACACUGAAACUUCAAUACUUGAGGUCCGAGCCAAACUUCUAGAUUGUACUUUCAGGAAUAUAGAUGAAAUUAUUUUUUAUAAUCUGUCUCCAGUUAAUGGCGUUCGUCGUAUAAAAGCCUUCUACCUUGGAUCUAAAAAAUAUGCUUUUGCAGAGUAUUGUGUUGCCGUUUAUUACACGUAUUUGAUUUUUAAUGAUUCCACUUUUCAUCAAAAUUUAGGAACUAGUGAUAGAACUCAAUAAAGUGUGAUGAAAAUUUAUAGUAUCCUUUAUUUAAUAAUUAUUAAUUUUAUCCUUUAUUAGUUUAUAUUAUUAUUGAGAUUUUUAUAAUAAAUUUUAACAUUAUUCAUCAA
Molecule: messenger RNA, 981 nt
Organism: Daktulosphaira vitifoliae (grape phylloxera)
Lineage: Eukaryota; Metazoa; Arthropoda; Insecta; Hemiptera; Phylloxeridae
Exons: 6
Coding region: 140-871 (243 amino acids)
Source: RefSeq, a predicted model, not a curated record